AUGGUACACAUAACUAAUAAAAAGAUCCUCUACAUAACUGCAGGUUCCUUUCUUUUGCUAACGACAAUAAUUUUGCCAUUAGCAUUGAUAUUUCCAAAAUCAUCUGUAGAGUUUGUUGACCUGCAUUUAUCCGACAAUCUUCCCAAAUAUUACAGCAUUCAAUAUACGCAAAAUAGACUUCAAAUUAAAAUAAAUGAUGAAUUUUCUGAUAAAUUUUUCAUUAAGAAAGUCUUCAUGCCUAAUGAAACGACCGUUUUUGAAAUUGAAGGGAAUAAAUCAGCCGUUAUAAACAUCAAAUUUUCUGGUGAUACAUUCAAAUUCAAUAUCCUUGAUAUUGAAAAGUCUACAUAUACAGAAUACGAUGGUAUUCACAUAGAAGAUGACAAUUCGUGGAUCUUAUAUGCCAUUGGAUUGGUCAAGCCAUUUCCUCGUGUUGAAGUUGAUUAUUCUAUUGAAAAGGUGAACUUCCGUAUCUCAGAAAAAAUGCCCCUUAAUUACAUCCUCGUAAAUUCAAUUGACGGUGUAUAUUUUGCUUUAGAUGGCAUUAUUAAUCUGUCAAGCAUUGGAAACGUAUACGUAGACGAAGAUUUUGUACCAUUGCCUAAGGGAUCCAAGUUGAGAACAGUUCAUAUAAAUACUCAGUACAUCUUGAGUGUAAUUGACUUAUACGAUGGAUAUUAUAAGAUUUCUUACUCCAAGUUCGUUGAUCCUGUUAAACUACCAGUCUCAAUCUCAAGUGUCAUUUCCAUUAGUUCUGCCUUUAAAACAGUCAGCUUAAAAGAGUUCUUCAUGCAAUAUAUAUAUACCAUAAUCGAUUAUAAAAAUAUGUAUCGCUCUGAAUUGGUGAAAUUCUGGCUGGACCUUUCCAGUAAAAAUGUCUUUGCUGAUAUUGAUGUUUUGAUGUUAAAUGGAUACAUAUAUAUGUAUACCCCAAAUCCCAACUACAACAUUGGAGCUUUAACAGUCGGGGAGACGGUGUUGUAUCAAGGCGAUCCAAUUUCACGCUCUAGGGCCGUAUUACUCAAGAAUAUUUCCGGCGAAUGGUAUGCUAUGGUGGUCGAUGUAUACCCUCAUUUUGAUAUGAUCAAUCGCGGCCUUUCGCCCCUGAAAAAGAUGAAUGGUAUGGAUUUAUUUCUAGAGAAUUUGAACAGAGUGUAUUUAAAAAAAUUUAACCAUAAAUUACCUGAUGCUACAAGCAAACAAUUAACAACACUCUCUGAUGGUAUCAAAGAACUAGAGUUAAUUUUCGGAAGCUUUGACGAGUCCCCCAUCGAUGUUUACAACAUACGUAUAUUGACAGAUUCCGCUUUAACCCAAAAGUACUUGAAGGAGUAUGCGAGCAUUAUUAUGGACAUUGACCUUGAUGUGGAUGUUUUGCCGCCCGAAGUAGAAUGUAUCACGGGGGAUUUACUGCUGUUGACAACUUUGGAUCUGAAAAAAUUAGAUUUCAAAAUUAUUGGGCGUGUAAAAUGGGGAGAACAUAUCAUUGAACCCAAAGCCACGACUCUCCUGCGGUCAAUUCUUAUAUUGCACGUUAAUACCGGCUAUGUGUUUUGUGUCAUCGAUGUUGACAUCUACGCUAAAAUCAACGUCCCUGGCAUCUAUCGAGCGCCUGAUAAACUCCCCAAAUGGAUCAAACCCUUGCCGAUAAUCCCUAUUAUUGGAUUGAAAGAGCCUCUUUCUUGGGGCAUAUCAACUAUCCGCUAUUUUGCUAAGCAGACUUUCAUCAAAAACAAAUCUCUCACUAAUCCUGGCGUGGACAAUCCGAACUUAUCUGAAGGAGUCGUUCCAUCCGAUGAACAUAUUUCUUCGCAAUCCCAAAUCCAACUUUUGAGCCCACUAGCAACACCAUUUCAAGUGAUACAUCUCAACCAAUCAACCAACCAACCAAUCAACCAACCAACCAAUCAACCAGUCAACCAACCAACCAACCAAUCAACCAACCAACCAACCAAUCAACCAACCAACCAACCAACCAACCAAUCAACCAACCAACCAACCAAUCAACCAAACAACCAACCAACCAACCAAUCAACCAAACAACCAACCAACCAACCAGUCAACCAAUCAACCAACCAACCAAUCAACCAAUCAACCAAACAACCAAACAACCAACCAAUCAACCAAUCAACCAAACAACCAACCAACCAACCAGUCAACCAACCAAACAACCAGUCAACCAACCAACCAACCAAUCAACCAAUCAACCAAACAACCAAUCAACCAAACAACCAACCAACCAGUCAACCAACCAAUCAACCAGUCAACCAACCAAUCAACCAGUCAACCAACCAAACAACCAAUCAGUCAACCAACCAACCAAUCAACCAAUCAACCAAACAACCAACCAAACAACCAACCAACCAACCAAACAACCAAACAACCAACCAAUCAACCAGUCAACCAACCAAACAACCAAUCAGUCAACCAAUCAACCAACCAAACAAUAUAAUGGGAGAUAAGCGGGGCCUCAAAGGCGCUGAAACCAUGAGUCCUGCGCCCCUAUUCGUUGAAGUUGACAUCCUGAAAGAUUCUUUGGAUAGUAACUUAGAAGUAUUAUAUCAAGUUAGUGUUAAUGCUAUUAUGUUUGUCCGCGUCGCUAGAAACAUGGCCUCAAACAUCAUAAUUAAAAGUGUAAAGGUUGGAGAAGAUAUUUUGUAUUUAAAUGAUCGAAGACUUGACCUAAUUCUUGAAUUUACAGUUACUUCUCAACAGGGUUUCCAUAUGAGGAUCUACAAUAAUGAUGAUCGUACGGAGAAUGGUGUUAUCGGCUUUCUUUGUUCUUUCAUAGUUGCAGAUCAUAUUCCUAAGUGGUACAAUCCACCUAACUCACGCCGUUAA
This is a messenger RNA of Babesia microti strain RI, 2841 nucleotides long. RefSeq names its product BmP94 secreted antigen. Lineage: Eukaryota; Apicomplexa; Aconoidasida; Piroplasmida; Babesiidae. The coding region runs from base 1 to 2841 and encodes 946 amino acids. The transcript has a single exon. The record is from RefSeq and is a predicted model, not a curated record.